ACAAGAUCCUGCAAGGGUGCCAAUAAGAGGAGGGUGACUGCAGAGAGGAGAUGGAGCCGAGCAAGCACAGAUCAAGAGGCCACACAAUGGGGAACAGCAGCAACAACAAGAAGUUGCCCCCCUACCUGCUGCUCGUGCUGCUGGCGAUCGGCGCCGCCGCGGUGAGCGUCGGCAUCCUGCACAAGAUGAGGGAGCGCCGCGUCCUCUCCGUCCUCAUCCAGGAACACGACCAGCAGCUCAUGUCCUUCCAAGUCCUCCUCGAGAAAGAAAAGGAAAUUAAUAAAGAGAUGAGAAGGAAAGUGGACGAACUGGAAGCCAAAACAUCUGUCCUAAGCAUUGAAAGGGCAGAAUUGAAAAACAAGCUCAUGGAUUCAGAAACUACCACCACAUAUCUUACCAACACCCAGAAAGAACUAGAAGCAGCUCUUGUGGAGAAAGAGAGCCAUAUCAACCAAAUGAAAGAGAAUACAGCUGCUUCAAACCCUGAUCAGACAACAAGUAUAAAAGAACUUUUGCAGCAAAAAGAAGCCGAGCCUGAUAAAUCUGAAAAUUCUAGUGAUUCCAUACCUGCUACAACAGAAGAUAGCUCCAACAACACUACUGCAUCAGAGAGUGACCACCAGGAUGAGAGCAAUGUUGUGGGAGCAAACAACGAAAAUGCAACUUCAGACACAGUGGCACUUGAGAAACCUGAAAACUCUGGUGACUCCAUGCCUGCUCCAGCAGAAGAAGAAAAUUCCAGUAUCACUAAUGCAUCAGAGAGCAGCCAGCAGGAUGAGAGCAUUGUAGCGGGUGCAAACAAUGAAAAUGCAACUUCUGACGCUGUGGUAUCUGACAAAUCUGAAAACACCAAUGGUUCUGUACCUGCUACAGCAGAAGAACAAAAUUCCUACAAGACCACUGCAGCAGAGAGCAACGAACAGGACAAUAGUUCCUCACAAGAGCAGUUCUUAAAGUUGACAACUAACAUGGAAGAUGGUCAGCCACAAGAGAAUAAAGGUGAUGCCAAUGAACAGUCAGAUGAUACUCCAGAGGGUAGUCAGCAAGAUAAAUCUGAGCUUCCGCAAGGGAGUCAGAAACAGGCAAAUGGUCAGGAAGCCAGCAAAGAAGACUUGGAUGGCACGGGAAAGGAGGAGAACCAUCAAGGCGAGGUCAGCAACCACAGCAGAGACAGUAAACUGCUGGAGAAUGAAGAUGGUAAUGUAGUUCUUAAAGAAGCAGAGAAAGAAAUAAAUCCUGAGGGUACAAGCUCAGAAGACAGCUUGAGCGAAGCCAACCAGAACAAAACGCAAGCACCGGAACCUGCUGCCGACCCUGCAGAUGUAAGCACCAGCACAUCCACAAAUAACGAGGAAAGAAAAGAAACAAGCAAGAGACAUAGGAGGAGAAGGUCCAGAUCUAGAAGGAAGCGGAGGGCCACGGUUGCUGCCAGCAACAAUGAUGGGAAUCAUCAAAUGGAGGUAGAUGCCACAGCAAACCCAUGAACUUAGGACUGGAAAAGUGUUGCAGUACAAUGAUGAAGUAGUAGAAAUACAAAUUUGUAAAAGCAUUCCAGAAGAGACAAAAAUCCGGACCGCAUUCAUACGCUGAAUACCUCUGAAGAGAAAUAGAGAAGAAACAGAAUACCAGAUAUGAAGCUAUAGUUGUCAUUUUGUAGCUGAUGGCAGCAUAAAUAAUAGUUAAUUUCAUAUUAUAAAUGGAUUCCUUCUGUGGACUUGACAAUGUGCUGUAUUUACACUUUAUUUCCUGUAAAUUCUUGCCUGAAUUGUAGUCCAUAUAAAGUUCAGCCACAUGUGAUAAAUCCAUAUUCUCUGCA
Molecule: messenger RNA, 1816 nt
Organism: Setaria italica (foxtail millet)
Lineage: Eukaryota; Viridiplantae; Streptophyta; Magnoliopsida; Poales; Poaceae
Exons: 2
Coding region: 51-1484 (477 amino acids)
Source: RefSeq, a predicted model, not a curated record